Pichia kudriavzevii is the source of this 2121-nucleotide messenger RNA. RefSeq lists its product as uncharacterized. Gene Ontology annotation, biological process: phospholipid biosynthetic process. Gene Ontology annotation, cellular component: endoplasmic reticulum membrane. The transcript has a single exon. Gene Ontology annotation, molecular function: glycerone-phosphate O-acyltransferase activity; glycerol-3-phosphate O-acyltransferase activity. The coding region runs from base 1 to 2121 and encodes 706 amino acids. NCBI's taxonomy places the organism in Eukaryota, Fungi, Ascomycota, Pichiomycetes, Pichiales, Pichiaceae. The record is from RefSeq and is a predicted model, not a curated record.
AUGUUUCAACUAGUUUAUGAACUUUUGGAUUGGUUUCUCCAAAUUGUGGUUGAUAUAUUCUUCAGGGAAGUAUCCAUCAGAGGUUCCUUUAACUUUCCUUCUUCUGGCCCAACAAUUGUUGUGAUUGCGCCACAUGCUAAUCAAUACUUGGAUGCCGCAAUUUCGGUGCUGUCUGCUAAAGUUGUUUCCAAUAGGCAGGUUUUCAUGAUUGAAGCUGCUUCGUCCUAUAGGAAUUCAUGGAUGAGUCUUUGGAGUAAAUGGUCUGGCGCUAUACCUGUGGAGAGACCACAAGAUUUGCUGGCGCCAAAAGACGGAAUCAUCAGAUUCGCAAAUUAUCCAACUGAUCAGUUGACAAUCGUGGGAGAGAACACACAUUUCCUGAGAGAUUGUGGUCCCAAGGGCUUGAUUGGGUUGCCGAACAAAGCUGGUAAUGUUAAAAUUGCCCAAAUUGUUAGUGAUACCAAAUUGGUUUUGGCCAGUAAAAUGAAGAAACAGGCGGGAAUUGAGUUGCUUUUGAAGGGAACUACCUAUAUGUUUGCCCCAAGAAUUGACAAUUCUCAAUUGUUUGAAAAAGUGUUUGAUGCAUUGAAGGAAGGAACGUGUAUUGGGAUCGCCCCAGAAGGAGGAUCUCACGACCGUCCAGAAUUACUGGAAUUUAAACCGGGUGUUGCACUAAUGGCGCUAGGGGCAGUGGCGAAAUAUUCCGACAUAAAUGUUACAAUCGUUCCAUGUGGUUUGAAUUAUUUUCAUCCUCAUAAGUUCAGAUCUAGAGCAGUUGUUGAAUAUGGAACUCCAAUUGUCGUUGGCCAAGAGAGGGUUCAAUCAUACAAAAAUGAUUCCAGGAAGGCAGUAUCUGAUCUAAUGGCCGAAAUAACAGCUGCCAUGAAUCUUGUCACUACUCAGGCUCCAGAUUAUGAAACUUUACAAGUCAUUCAGGCUGUCCGCCGUUUAUAUUCGUAUGGCCGAUUUCAUCGACCACCACUCCCUGUUGUUGUUGAAAUGAAUAGAAAUUUGCUUAUAGGAUACAAGGAGUUCAAAGAUGAUCCAAAGGUUAUCCACUUGAGGGAUUCCGUAUUAGAUUACAACCACAAGCUUAGAACAUUUGGACUCAAGGAUCACCAGCUAGAGGAUGCGUCUCUCAACAAAUUACAGACUUUCCAGUUAUUGAUAAAAAGAGUCUGUUUGCUACUAUUUUAUGGUGUAUUGAGUUUACCAGGCACCAUUCUCUUUUCACCAAUUUUCAUUACCUGUUCAGUCAUGUCUAAAAAGAAACAAAAAAUAGCAUUGUCCAAAUCAGUAGUCAAGAUUAAUGCCACUGACGUCUUAGCAUCAUGGAAAGUAUUAAUUGCUUUAUUUUUUGCACCUGUUUGUUAUUUUAUUUAUUCUGUUACCAGUGUUUUGUUAAUAAUUCACUAUGAAUUGCUCCCGGACACAACUAGAUCUUUCUCAGGAAAGAUUCUCAUAUUUUGUGUGUCAUGGGCAGUUUUGGUUUGUACAACUUACUCGGCUUUUAAAAUGGGAGAAGUAGGAAUGGAUAUCUACAAAUCAAUUUUACCCUUAGUUCUUUUCCUUUCACCAUUCUCCCAGCAAUUAGUAAAGUUAAAGGAAGAGCGGAAGAAUCUCUCCAUAGAAGUUACAGAAUUGAUUAACGAGCUUGGGCCAAAAGUGUUCAAAAAAUUCAAUGAAACUUUUAUUGAUGAUUUGAAGGAGCAAGUUGAGCAAGAAGAAGAAGAAAUCAGAUCAAAUUCUAGAUCCAGGUCUACCUCUAGAUCUAGAUCAGCUUCAAGAUCCAGAUCAUCAUCCAAGUUAAGAUUAAUACAAAACUCUGGUUCGCUGCACAAUCCUACCCCGUCCUUAAGUAGAACAAGCUCCAACUACUCUGGAUUUUCAAACUUUGACGGAUCAGACGACCAUGGCAAACUUCCUGAUUUUAGCCAUGUUUCUAUCUUCUCUGAUCAGUUGCAAAUGCCAGAUUCAGAAACUUCUGCUACAUCAAGUUUUGAAAAUAUUUCAUCUUUUAAUGAAGCUUUAUCAACUGGCGUUGAAACGAGUAGCUUAACCGAAAAAAUAAAAAAAGCUGUUAUACAAAGGAACCUUGAAAGUGAAAGUCAAGAAAAGUGA